Messenger RNA from Entelurus aequoreus (snake pipefish), 5511 nucleotides. RefSeq names its product RAR-related orphan receptor C a (gene rorca). Gene Ontology annotation, cellular component: nucleus. The coding region runs from base 622 to 1920 and encodes 432 amino acids. The record is from RefSeq and is a predicted model, not a curated record. The transcript is spliced from 12 exons. Gene Ontology annotation, biological process: regulation of transcription by RNA polymerase II. Lineage: Eukaryota; Metazoa; Chordata; Actinopteri; Syngnathiformes; Syngnathidae. Gene Ontology annotation, molecular function: RNA polymerase II cis-regulatory region sequence-specific DNA binding; zinc ion binding; nuclear receptor activity.
ACUUUUAUUAGUAGAUUGCACAGUACAGUACAUAUUCCGUACAAUUGACCACUAAAUGCACACCCAAAUAAGUUUAUCAACUUGUUUAAGUCGGGGUCCACGUUAAUCAAUUCAUGGUUUCGAUUUUUUUUUUUUUUUACAUUUCCCACAAUGCAUUGCCGAUAUCCAUACUGAAGGGCGGAAAUGAGUGAAACGCUAAUUGUCUCCGAUAACUUAUGCAAUAAUAUUCAUAAUGCCGACGAAGUGGGCCAUCGUCAACUGCCACAAUCCAGAUUGACUGGAGACAAGCUGCCUACCUUGCUGUUGCAUGCUGGGCGUUAGGUAAGAGGACAAGUCAUAUUUUGGGAAAACAUCCAGCUGGCACUUGGUGGAGGUCGUGUGUGAGGCCCUGCACCUGCUGCAUACAUCACCCUUGAGGGAGGAUUAGGAUGAACUGUUCAUCUAUACGGGAAGAAAUAAACGUCCAAUCUGUCGGGAUCCAAGUGAGAGCAGACAUUAUUCACUCAAAUAGAAGUCAUACCCUGUAAAAUCUGCGGGGACAAAUCAUCAGGGAUUCACUACGGCGUCAUCACCUGUGAAGGCUGCAAGGGUUUCUUCCGCCGCAGCCAGCAGAACAAUGCUAUGUACUCCUGCUCACGACAGAGAAACUGCCUGAUUGAUCGGACCAAUCGGAACCGCUGUCAGCAUUGCCGGCUGCAGAAAUGCCUUGCUCUGGGCAUGAGCCGUGAUGCGGUGAAGUUUGGUCGCAUGUCCAAGAAACAGCGCGACAGCCUGUACGCAGAGGUCCAGAAGCAUCAGCAGUCUCAAGAGUGCGCCGGGAUCGUAGCCCGGGAAGAGAGCGGCGACAUGGGCGACCACACCCGCACCUACAGACGAGUGUCCAGCACCACGCUCAGCGACCUGGAUGACUUCACCACGCUGCCUGACGGCCUGCUUUUUGACCUGCCGCUGACCCCAGAGGAUGCAGGGGGUGAAUACGGGAACCUGGACAUGCUGGCCGGCAGCGCAGGUAGCAGCUCAUCUUCGCAAAGCUCACCGGAACAGACCAACUUAGACUUUGUGGACGGCAACCACAACAUCAAACACGAGUACCAGCUGUUGCACGACUCUGGGCUUUUCUCGCAUGCCAUCCUCAACCCGCUGCCCGAAGGUUGCUCCCUGCUUGAACUCGAGCACAUAACACAGUGCGUGGUGAAGUCCCAUAUAGAGACGUGCCAGUAUUCUACAGAGGAGCUGAAAAAAAUGGCGUGGUCCACGUACGGCCUGGAAGAAACUCGCAUGUACCAAACAAAGUCUGCUGAGGUGAUGUGGCAACAGUGCGCCAUUCACAUCACCAACGCCAUCCAGUAUGUGGUGGAGUUUGCCAAGCGCAUCUCUGGCUUCAUGGACCUGUGUCAGAACGAUCAGAUUAUCCUCCUCAAAGCAGGCUGCAUGGAUGUUCUCCUGAUUCGAAUGUGUCGGGCGUACAACCCCAUCAAUAACACUUUGCUUUUUGACGGACGGUUUGCCCCUGCUCACUUUUUCAAAGCGCUCGGCUGUGACGACCUAGUGACUGCGGUGUUCGACUUGGCAAAAGGCCUGAGUCGUAUCCAGAUGUCUGACGAAGAGAUGGCCCUCUUCACUGCUGCUGUGCUCCUCUCACCAGACCGACCAUGGCUAACAGAUGUGCAUCAGGUCCAGAAGUUGCAGGAGAAGGUGUACGUCGCCCUCCAGCGUUGCCUACAAAAAGGGAGCUCAUCAGAGGAGAAACUAGCCAAGAUGGUUUCCAAACUCCCCAUCAUGAAGUCCAUUUGCAAACUCCACAUUGACAAACUGGAGUUUUUCCGUCUGAUCCACCCCCAGACGGCGUACACCUUCCCCCCGCUGUACAGGGAGGUGUUUGGCAGCGAAAUCACUUUUCCGGACUCUACCGAGGGCUAAGAGGCAUCACGCUAAAGACCAAACGAAACCCAGAGAUUUCCACUCAGAGACUUUCUUUGCGAGAGGCGCAGGCAGAGGGAGAGAUAAAAAACAAACAAAAACGUGACAACAAGCUGAGGCAAAGCAGACGCUCUAUGACAAUCCUGCACGACACACUCCUGUCUCACCUCUGAACUCUCCUCUCUCACCCGCGUGGAGUCGCUCACGGCGCCCCUCGGGUCGCGUCACCUCCGCGGGAAGGGGGCUCGGUACCUCUCGUUUGGAGGGCGCGCCAAGACACUAAAUAGUGGCCUAGAAAAAUUUGUAUUCUCCAAAUUUAUUUUUCUAAGAUCUUUCUACGAUUACACAGCUCCUGUGAGCUCCGGUUGAAUGUACCCCCGCCACCCCUGCCCGUGCCGCUUAGAGCGUUCAGCACAGCCUGUAGGCCCGAUUCCGAAUGUAAAUACUUAAUCCUCACUUACCUCAAAUAUAUAUAUAUAUAUUUUUUUUUUUUUCAAAACACUUCAGUUGUCAGUCUGGUAACAAUCCUUCAUUUUUCACCCAGCAUGGUUUAGCAGUGUCUGCCUUUUCCCAGUUUUGCGGCAUGUGAACAAAGCGUUCAAAGGGACCAUGAUCAAAUUCCCAAGCAGGUUUUCUUUAAUAUAUCUAUUUUAUCUUUACCAGCAUACCCUGAAGACGCUGACGUAAGUGGGCUCUUUUUAAUGCAACCAUUACCUCAGUCCCAGUACCCUAUCACUUAGCAUUUGCCACUCGGAUAUUAUGACAAUAUUAUAUUUAUAGCGCCUGUAUAGCCGUACGAAUGUCUCUAAGGGUGCGUUCACACCUGUCGUGUUUGGUUCAGUUUAAAGAACGAAGCCUGGUGUGUACCAAGCAGGCCGUUUCGGUCCACUUGCAAGUGAACUCUGGUGCGGUGCACUUGAGCACAAAUGUGAACUACGCAAACCAGUGUUAAAAAUACCAAAACAAAAAAACGUGCUGUUGUAUAAAAGUAUCUUUUAGAAGCUUUUUGUCAAAUAUAAGAUGGUAAAUAUGGCAGAAUAUGAUAAUACGUGUUCAACGCAGCAAAUUUGACUUAUGUCACAAAGGCUACCUAACCGGUUCACUUAGACUUAAUAAUAAUAAUAACUGGGAUUUAUAUAGCGCUUUUCUAAGUACCCAAGGUCGCUUUACAUGUUUAAAAACCCAUCAUUCAUUCACACCUGGUGGUGGUAAACUACUUUUGUAGCCACAGCUGCCCUGGGGUAGACUGACGGAAGCAUGGCUGCCAAUUUGCACCUACGGCCCCUCCGACCACCACCUAUCAUUCGUUCAACAUUCAUUCACCAGUGUGAGCGGCACCGGGGGCAAGGGUGAAGUGUCCUGCCCAAGGACACAAUGGCAUGGUAAGAGGCGGGGAGCGAACCUGCAACCCUCAGGUUUCUGACACGGGCGCUCUACCCACUACGCCAUGCCGCCCACUUAGACUUCCUUUGUCAUUCAAAUUUGAACUUUACAGUACAGAUAAGAACAAAAUGUUGUUAAAUUAGCUCGUGGUAGUGCAGGAUAAAAGAGCAAUAAGGUGCAGAGGGUUUGCAUAGAUUAGAUUACUGUACUGCACUUGAGCAUAAAUGUGAACAUUACACGGAUCAGUGUUAAAAUGUCAAAAAAAAAAGUUUGCAGAAAUGAAAAAUAUGUAAGACAAAGUGCUGUCUUUCUGCUCUGCACUAUAUAAAAGUAUAUUUCAGAAGCCUUUUGCCAAAUCCAAGCUGAUAUAUAUAUAUAUAUAUAUAUAUAUAUAUAUAUAUAACCGAAUAGGAAAAUAACCUACGCAGUCAACCAAGCAAAUAGCAUUUAUGCUCUUUACUCCUUUUGGUCACAUGACAAAAACACCCGCCUGAACGUUCAGCGGACCGCACCAAAGUUUUUGGGUACCAAACCACAAGUGUGAACGCAGCAUGAAACACAUACUUUGGAGCCUUGAGGAUGGAAAGCUUGUAUUGCAAAUACUUAGCACUUAUGACUGAGCCUCUUUAGGGCUCCAAAACCAACUGCUGGCACUUUUUUUUUUGCAAGUUAGCACUUAGACUGCCACCUUUGACGCCCCCCAUUAUCCGCAGAACCUUUGUUGACCUGUCAUACCUCCGUCCCUUAUCUUAACCCACCCGACACGUAAAAUAAUAACCUGAGAAGUACUUACUGUACAACUCAGCAAAUAUCUGCCCCACUGCAUGUUUUCAAUGGACCGGUCCUGAGGCUGUAAGGAUUACGAGCGGACAGAUGGGCCGCCGUGUUAUUUAAGCUCCUUAGACCUCGGUCGGAGGGGGGAUUUAUUAUCCGCGCCGACUCUCACUACUUAAACAGGUCCCGAUUUGGAGGACCUACUCAUCUCUCUCGCUCCCUCACUACCUCAGCCCUCUCAAACUCCGCACCAACGCUGCAAACGGUUUAACAUUAGCAUCAUACUGCAGGCCUUCUUCUUCUACGCUAUUAUAAAAAUAUAUAUUGCUAGGCACUUACAGAGGGCAAAAAAUGUUUGCUUUUGUUGCGAAAGGCUGACACAUUUCCUCUUUUUAUGCUACCAGUAUUGUGUAGAGAGAAAAAAAAAUGUAAUUGUAGCAUAUGGAGACAUUCGCAUAGAUGUUAAUAUUUGAGUCAGGACUGCUGGGACAGUGCUGAUGGCCGCGGAGCAUUCACGUCGAGUUCACGUAGCGCAAAAAAAAGGGUGCUACCCUUGCCGGGUACUUAAUGGCACGGUGGGAUCGUGCAAUAGUGUCUUUCCCAUUUUGAGUAGCAUAGAGUUCAUUUAGAUUCUAGAAUUUGACAAGCUCACGGCCGACUCCCCGACAGGGUCGGCCAGAUUGUAACAAGGUGCAAUACUUUGUCGUUGAAUGUUUUAUAGCACGUCGCUUAUCAACGGUUCCGGUUAUCCAUCCGCCGGAGGGCGGUCUGUUAGCCCCGACACUUCGCGUUCCCCGGUCAAAGUUCCUCAGGGAGUUAGCUUAGCUCUCUGUGCUGUGUCCCGCAGUGUCCACAAGACACUUGACAAACUGUAGAAGACCUUCAAACCUUGAUCACUGUGUACAGUAUGUGUUCUUGUGAAUGUUUGAUUACAGAAAGUAUCAAAGAUUUUACCCUUUUCAAUAUUGGUAUUUCUUUGCCAAAAUAGGAUAUUGAUACAAGAAAAUGGGUUAAAAAAAGGAAGAAAAGAGUAAAAUACAUAUAAAAGAUUUAUUAUAAUCUCAGAGUAAUGUCUUGGUUUUGUUGUGAUCUUCAAUUUUGUCCUGACAUGUACCAUGAUAUUUUCCUCAUCAGUUUAGUGUCCUUUGUAUCUUUUCAGAGAGUUGUAAUUCUAUUUUUUUUAAAAGAGCGUUUUUAAAUAUCUCUCUCUAAACAUUUCUCUUUUGUCAAGAUCCUUCUGUUUAGGAUUUUUUCUUUCUGUUUUAAGAUUAUUAUUGUUAUUGAAUCAUCAUAGAUUUGUGUAACAACUAAUUUAUGACAGGAUUUGAAAAAAAUGUAUGUUAAAAAAAAAAAAAAAAAAGAGCCAGAGGUUAUUAACACAAGAACGUGUUAUUGCACAAUGGUAAUAUGCUUUGUGGAUUUAAGAAUGUAAUA